Messenger RNA from Astyanax mexicanus (Mexican tetra), 3141 nucleotides. RefSeq names its product serine/threonine kinase 11 (gene stk11). Gene Ontology annotation, molecular function: ATP binding; protein serine/threonine kinase activity; protein kinase activator activity. The coding region runs from base 949 to 2262 and encodes 437 amino acids. NCBI's taxonomy places the organism in Eukaryota, Metazoa, Chordata, Actinopteri, Characiformes, Acestrorhamphidae. The record is from RefSeq and is a predicted model, not a curated record. Gene Ontology annotation, cellular component: cytoplasm. Gene Ontology annotation, biological process: regulation of cell growth; glucose homeostasis; establishment of cell polarity. The transcript has 11 exons.
GCGCGAGGGGGGAGGUAAACAAGAUGGCGACAGCCUUGAAGCAGCUGCAUCAAUAAAAGCUGGAGCGGAGAAAUUGGUUAUAGUGCUGGAGUGACAACACUAACAGCGCUCAGACCGAGGAGUUUCAGGUCUUGGCUUGUUAGUGUCCGCGUGCUGAGGUUUUUUUUUUGGAUGUCCUAAGACAAGCACUGUUUGCGGUUUGCCAUAGGAGGUCAUCCAGAAGAAGCUAUCUACAGCAUCUAUAGAGUACACCAAAGAAGUGCUUGCUGGACCUAUAAACACAACAUUGCUGUUACUGGACUGUGAAGAUGUGUCUUGGCUUGAAGUAUCUGCUGCUAUAGAGUUCAUCAUCCCAUCCGUCGUGCAGAAGGAAUAGACUGCAGGCCCAAGGCCGGAUUUCACCUCGGGAACUGGUUUACUUUGCACUGGAUAUGUUGUCAGAGAUGAAUAAGGGCCCAGUCAUACCAAAUGUAGGCUAAUACCAGCCUUCUUGUAAUUGGACAGCAUCUUUUGGACACUAAAAGGUUGGUGGUGAGUGAAGUGAAGGGUUCCUGUUUGGGUUUUCUUUUUUUUUUUUUUUUCCUCUCUUCUUUUUCUUUCUUUUUUUUUUUUUUUUACUCCUCUAUCUUUUAUAUUUUGCACUGGACCUCCCUGGCUCCUUUCCCAGUUAAAACUCUGCUGAGCCCUCUUUCUUCCCCUCCUGGCAACGACUGCCACUCAUGUUUACUGUCCCUCUGUAUCUGAGCCUGUUUGAAAGCAAUGCUGUUGCCGCCCUCAUUCAGGCAUGAAUCAUCUCUGAUGCCGAUCUAGUGAGUUCCUCUUCUCUCCCUCCCCACCCUCGAUCAGACUGAAUUUCUGGAUUCAGACCCCACCCCAUACUAACUGAGUUGCACCGGGGGGAUUUGUGGGAGAAAAGAGUGAAAGUAAGCAAGGGGGUCACGAGAGAAGAUGAGCGUCGGCGAGCUUCAGCAUCUGGACUACCUGACUGAGAAUGAGCUUAUGGGCAUGGACACUUUUAUCCACCGCAUCGACUCCACCGAGGUGAUCUACCAGCCACGGCGCAAGCGAGCCAAGCUGAUCGGAAAGUACCUGAUGGGGGACCUGCUGGGCGAGGGCUCCUACGGCAAGGUCAAGGAGAUGCUGGACUCAGAGACUCUGUGCAGGAGAGCUGUGAAGAUCCUCAAGAAGAAGAAGCUCAGGAGGAUCCCUAAUGGAGAGGCCAAUGUGAAAAAGGAAAUUCAGCUGCUACGAAGACUACAGCAUAAAAAUGUGAUCCAUUUGGUGGAUGUGUUGUACAAUGAAGAGAAGCAGAAAAUGUAUAUGGUAAUGGAGUACUGCGUUUGUGGCAUGCAGGAAAUGUUGGACAGUGUUCCAGAGAAAAGGUUUCCAGUAUUUCAAGCUCACGGGUACUUUUGCCAGCUCUUGGACGGCCUUGAAUAUUUGCACAGCCAGGGAAUCGUUCACAAAGACAUUAAACCAGGGAAUUUGCUGCUGACCACAGAUGGGGCUUUAAAGAUCUCAGACCUGGGCGUAGCAGAGGCUCUUCACCCGUUUGCGGAGGACGACACGUGCUGGACGAGUCAGGGCUCGCCGGCGUUCCAGCCACCAGAGAUCGCCAACGGCCUGGACACCUUUUCAGGGUUUAAAGUGGACAUCUGGUCCGCCGGGGUCACACUAUACAACAUUACGACGAGCCUGUACCCGUUCGAGGGGGAUACCAUCUAUAAGCUAUUUGAAAACAUUGGCAAGGGAGAUUACACUAUUCCGGAGGAGUGCGGCCCGCUGCUGACAGACCUGUUGAAAGGAAUGCUUGAAUAUGAUCCUGUGAAGAGAUUCUCAAUACAGCAAAUUAGGCAACACAAUUGGGUGAGGAAGAAACACCCUCCCUCAGAGCCCCCCGUGCCCAUCCCACCCAGCGCAGAGACCCGCGACGUCUGGAGGAGCAUGACCGUGGUGCCCUACCUGGAGGAUCUUCAUGGAUAUGGCGAUGAAGAGGAGGAUGAUGAGAUGUUUGAUGGAGAGGAUGAGAUCAUCUAUACUCAGGACUUCACAGUGCCAGGGCAGGUUGGACCAGAGGAGGAGGAAGAGUGUGUUCCGGAGCGUAGCCGUACGGUGGCAAAGCCUGUUUGUGUGAACGGGACAGAGACGGGAGCGCUGAAACCCAAAUCGGAGCGCCGCUCCAGCUCCUCCUCCAACCCCUCCCGGAAGGGCGUGUCCACCGCCAGCAAGAUCCGCAAACUCUCCACCUGCAAACAGCAAUGACCCCGCCCCUUAUUCUCCUCUGUCUCCACACCUGCCUCUCGCUCUGUACAGAUCGGACCGGUUCCGUUUCAUCCCGGCAGAUUUCCAGGCGGUGCACAAAAGGCUGCAAUUUCAGAGAGAGAGCAGAAAAAACAAGAACACAGGCAAAGGUUGAGUGGUCCUUUUGAAGGGGUUUGUUACACCACAAAUUCAAAGAACAACACACAAAUCAUGGCACACAUUUUUGUUUGGAGACAUAUUUGAGCAUAUUGAACAAAUACCGCAGCUGCAGUGUGGCUUUUAGGUAUGCAAAAGUGCAAGUAAACUCUAUCUCUAUGUAAACUAAAUUUGUAAUCUUUUACACCCAGUUACCUUUCUUCAGGGUUUGUACGGUCAUGAAAAAUCUGGAAAAGUCAUGGAACUUGAAAACAGCAAAUUCCAGGCCUGGAUUAGUUUUUGAAAAAUAAAAAUACCCAAAACGUUUUGGAAAAGCCAUGGAAAUUUGAUCCACAAUCUUUCUGUUUACUGUUGGAAAAAAAAUCUAUUUCAAGCUGAAAAAUAUGUCAGCUUAGAGUUAAUUCAGUAAUUUAACCCUACACAAUGGAGCUCUCAGGAUCUAACUCACAUUUUUUUAUUAAAGAUUGUGUGUUUUUGUUGAUGUUUUAAACACGUAUAAUAUUAGCAAGUGUGCAGAUGCUGAAGCAGAUGUUUGUUACAGGAGUUUUUCAAAGAUGAUGUUUAUAUAUAUAUAUAUAUAUAUAUAAAUAAAUAAAUCAGGUCUGGAUGAUUUUAAUGAUGGUCUUUUUUUUAAGCGUAAGCUGUUCUGUAUUCUGAUUAAGGAAUGUUUAUAGGGAACAGAAGCUCAGCGCUGAUCAUUAACGCCGUCUCUCUGCUCUCUCU